This is a messenger RNA of Callorhinus ursinus (northern fur seal), 2799 nucleotides long. RefSeq names its product sorting nexin 10 (gene SNX10). Gene Ontology annotation, biological process: intracellular protein transport; cilium assembly; vesicle organization. Gene Ontology annotation, molecular function: phosphatidylinositol phosphate binding. Gene Ontology annotation, cellular component: endosome. NCBI's taxonomy places the organism in Eukaryota, Metazoa, Chordata, Mammalia, Carnivora, Otariidae. The record is from RefSeq and is a predicted model, not a curated record.
GGAGCCCUGCGGGGGAGGCCUGCCCGCGCACCGCCCGGGUGGGGGCCGCGGCCGAGGGCUGCCCUUUUCUUUCCAGAGGGCCCGCUGCCCCCAGGUGCUGCUGCCUGCGGGCUGGGAAGAGCUUGGGUCUCCCGGGAUUGAAGCCGGGGAGCUGCCACCUUCCCAGCCGGGAUGUGCAGGGGAGGAAGAAGGGGUCGGCCCGUUUGCCAGGGGAGGGCAUGGGGAGUAUUACGCCCCGAUCCAGGGGUUCACGGCUAAAAAGACACCCCGGGGAGAGGGUGGGGCGGAGGUGGAACCCUGGAUGCCAGAAAAAGUGGUGUGGCACCUUACACCAGGCCGGCUUUGGUGGAGGUAGGUCAGGAGGAAAGAUAGAAAACAAUAGAGGAAGACGUGUGGUCUUGAAGACAUUCCCCUCUGGGCUGUUGCUGGCUAGAAGCUUUCUUUUCUUCCAAGAUCGAUUGUGUCCUGUGCUGAAGAUGUUUCCAGAACAACAGAAAGAGGAGUUUGUAAGCGUCUGGGUUCGAGAUCCUCGGAUUCAAAAAGAGGACUUUUGGCAUUCUUAUAUUGACUAUGAGAUAUGUAUUCAUACCAAUAGCAUGUGUUUUACCAUGAAAACAUCCUGUGUGCGAAGAAGAUACAGAGAAUUUGUGUGGCUGAGGCAGAGACUCCAAAGUAAUGCAUUGCUGGUACAACUGCCAGAACUUCCAUCUAAAAACCUGUUUUUCAACAUGAAUAAUCGCCAGCAUGUAGAUCAGCGUCGUCAGGGUUUGGAAGAUUUCCUGAGAAAGGUCCUCCAGAACGCACUCCUGCUCUCAGAUAGCUGUCUCCACCUCUUCCUGCAGAGCCAUCUGAAUUCGGAAGACAUCGAGGCUUGCGUUUCUGGGCAGACUAAGUACUCCGUAGAAGACGCCAUUCACAAGUUUGCCUUGAUGAACCGGCGUUUCCCUGAAGAAGACGAAGAAGGAAAAAAAGAAAACGACAUAGAUUAUGAUUCAGAAAGUUCAUCCUCUGGGUUUGGACACAGUAGUGAUGACAGCAGUUCACACGGAUAUAAAAUGAGCACCACUCCACAGGAAUCCUGAAAAAUAAUCCUCAUGUUACCAUCUUAGGAAGAGCAAAUGAUGUCCACUCAUGGAGGAGAAAGCUUGCUAAUAAUAUAUCCUUACCUAAAGCUCACUGUCAUGACAUUAGGCAUUUAAAUUCUUAAAGAUGUUGCGUUGUUUAUUAGUUAUUUUUAUGUUGUCUUAUUUCUGGCUCAGCUUCUGUAAAAAGCUAAAAGGCCUGUGAAUGCAAGUCCCCUUUAGAGGCAAACAUGGGCAAAAACAAGAUCCUGCCCUGGAAUGAAAUGAUAGAUCUGUUUAGAAAAACCUACUUGGUUUUACUCAAUUUUAAAAAAUAGGUAUAUAGGUAGCCUGCAUUUAAAAAUCCAGAUAGCGCUUUCCUUCUUGUAUCCGUGGUACAGUGUUCGCAUAAACACAGCUUGUAUGAUCUUAACCACUGUGGAGCCUGACGGCAUAGAGCAGGCCGCCUCUGCAGACAUGUGGCUGAUAUUUUGUGGGCACCUCCCCUGCACUGGGAAAGACACUUUUUGCUUUUGGGUGUUUGAUUGAAAUAUUUUAAGAAGCUUCACCUUUCCAGUAUUUUAUGUCACACUUAGAUGGAAAAGUGUAUCUUAUGAAUAGAGACAUGUUAAAAUAAAGUUGAUGUCUUAGACAAUAACAGAAAUAGUGAUAGUCAUGUUGCUUAUAUUUACAAUAUACAGAUUCAGAAAUACAUUUUCAUUGUCUAGAUUCACACAUGGUUUCUGGAAACAAAUAGUUUGCUUUCAUUAUCGUGUGAUUAGAAUUUACGGGUUAACUAUUUUCGGACUAAAUGUGCAAUUUCUUAUCACUAGGUAACUUUCAGUGUCAAUGGUGGUUCUUUGUCACUUAUUUUCAAGUUAGAAGUGGGAUCUUAUAAAAAUUAGUAAGUUUAUCAAUAAAUAUUCCCGUAAUUUAGAAAAGAAUGUCAACUUGCUAAUUUAAGAAUUAUUCAUUUUUAAAAAGCCCUUUCUUUAAAGGUGUCUGCCUGAGGAUUGGUACAUUUAAUAAAAUGUCUUCUUUUUUAGUGGCCCAAAGAUAAAAGGUCUUAGAUAAACUACACUGAACUUCAAAUUUCAGAUGAGGCAGCAUUUUCUUGAGAUAAUUAUCCAAGUUUCUUCUUCAUUGAAUGGUAUGAAAUAUCUCUGAAACCACCAGGAAGAUAUUUUUACAUAACCGAAACGACUUGUUGCUUUAAUUAAAUGUUACCUCACCUCGUUUUAUUUUAACUGGGAAUUUAAAAGUUACUGUAUUAUUAAAAAGUCUUUGAAAUGCUCAUAACUAAGAACAGAAAAAAAUUAAAUUUAGAAUAAGAAUGAUCUUAAUUUUUCCUUCUUGUGUUUUGUUUGGUCCAAAACAUUAUUGAGCUUUUGUAAAUAUUUUGAUUUAAUGUAUCUCAGAUCUUGUUACUUUAUCAUCUGAGACUUAUUAUUUUAAUACAGGGGAAAAAAGAUUUAGCAAUUUCUUUUUAUCUUGCUAACGUGUGAAGUUUGCCAUCCAGUCAUUUAAGAGCGAUCCUUAGCUUGCUGGCAAUGUGUAUUUGAAUUCACAUCAUUUCUGUUUUACAGCAGUUUUUGAGAAGCAUGUAAUGUGCCACCGAUUAUCAUAUUAUUUUUAGAUGAUGUAACAUAGCCAUCAAAAUUGACAUUAAGUAUGCCUACUACUGUGGUAUGUAAACUUCAUAAGAUCAUCGUUUUCACAUUAAACGUGAAAAAAUCAA